UUGCUUCCUUGUCAACUCAAACCCACCCACUACCUACCCUACCAGCGCAGGCGAAACCUCUCCAUACCUUGCGCACCAAGUGUACCCUGACUGGUAAUUGUUUAUUCCAGAAGAGGGAAGCAACCACGCUAUCCAUACGGAUGUCCAACUAUUCCCCCAUUGGCAAUUAUUCUAGACCUUGACCAGAUUGGAGACCACCGUGUGGAGAAUUGAUACCAGAAGCAGCUGCGUCUCGUUGGGAAUACAUCCAAGUCGAAUGUCAUUGCGUAGAGGAAAUGAAUGGAUGAAACGUGAUCAGCUUUUAAUAUGAUGCCUGACUCUCGUCCUUAUGAAACAGUGACUGCCCGGAUGAGAUUGAAAAGGGAGUGUCUCUGGAUGUACUGGUGCUGAUUCAAGUUCUACAGUAUAGUACAGCUUCUACUAAACUCUCCGACAAGAUUGGCUGAUAUUCAGUCCAUCUCAAGUGCUUUUAUAAUCAGGAUACACUGGCUUCUAUCAUUAUAUCUCUUCUAUUCCAUCAAACCUAUCACGAUGGCCUCACAAUUAAACUUGGAGUGCCCCUCAUCCCAUGACAUAUACUUCAACCUCAAGGGAGAAGCCUUCUCACAACCUAUAUUUGCAUCGGUGCUCCUUCGGAAAUCCACAGACACGGACCUUAUAGGCGCAAAUCAAGUACGGGUCUCUCUUGUUCGGGUGUUGUCAGGCAAAACAAGUCCAAACCCAGUCAACCGCGGCGAGCCUUUCUUAAAGCAAUUUUGUCGCCUGCUGUCGUCAAAGACAUCAUCCACCCUGUCUGAAACGGCACAGUCAUGCCAGGUUAUAGAAGAGCUGAUGCUAUGUGUCCCGACUCUUGCCACCGAAAGCCAGGUUGGCUAUUCUCCACCCGAUGGCAACGUCUACAAAAUCCCUUUCCACAUGCCCAUCAAACCCAACAUCCCCGCAAGUGCCGCCACAGACUUGGGUAAAAUAUCAUAUUUCCUUGCCGCUUCCGUUGUCACGACAAAUGGAAAUGUCCUUGGAACAAGCAAAGAGAUGAGGAUUAUUCGGCAGCUGAUUCCCGACUGCAAUACCGAUAUUCAGCAUACACGCAAGUACCCGAAUGCGGCCGUUGUGUCUCAGAUCAGCCUCACACAGCAAGUUGACGCGACAGACAACUCGAAGGUCUCUCUUCACACAAAGGUUUCCCUCAGAACACCACGUUCUCCCAUCAAUCGCUCAACAGAGUUCAAAUGUGUGGCAAUACGGGGAAUCCGUUGGCGUGUGGAAGAGAUAACCAAGCUCUUUAUCCCAUCAGAAGGUCCACUUCAACCCGAGAAUAAUAACUGCCCGGCGAAUCAACCGACUGAAAACCAAUCCACUGCCCGUGAACUAUGCAAUGGAUUCCAGAAGGGAUACUGGGGUACUUUACAAAAUCCCAUCGUCAAGGAACGUCACCCAUCAGAGUCCAACCCUGACUCUCCCAUCGAGAUUAAAUUCGAUAUCCGUAUUCCCAAAGAUGUGACACUGACACCGGAAGUCUGUCUAUCCAACUAUACCGCCGAACCUAUACCAGCACACUCUCUUCCACCAUCACUUCAACGACGACUUUCUCCCACAACGCCAGAGAGCGUAAUGCUCACCGUUGAGCAUCGUCUCCGAUUCAAUCUCUUAACCAGUGAGGACACAUUCGACGUUGACAAUCGCAACUUGGUUGAUCGCAAACCAUUAAGAACCGUCUUGGAUGUGUCAUUCCCUCUGUACCUCUACAAAGUAGCUCGUGGUCGCAUUGAAGAGUCUGUCCGCGAGGGGAAUCCGCCGUCUUAUGGCGAAGUCCCGCUUUCACCUCCAGAUUACCAACAUUUUGCAUAAGCACAUCUUUGCGAACAUUUGAGAUUGAGUU
Molecule: messenger RNA, 1879 nt
Organism: Penicillium brasilianum
Lineage: Eukaryota; Fungi; Ascomycota; Eurotiomycetes; Eurotiales; Aspergillaceae
Source: the annotation of a GenBank genome assembly